Fonsecaea pedrosoi CBS 271.37 is the source of this 471-nucleotide messenger RNA. RefSeq lists its product as uncharacterized. Bases 1 to 471 code for a protein of 156 amino acids. NCBI's taxonomy places the organism in Eukaryota, Fungi, Ascomycota, Eurotiomycetes, Chaetothyriales, Herpotrichiellaceae. The record is from RefSeq and is a predicted model, not a curated record. The transcript has 2 exons.
AUGGGCAUGGUCCCCGCGGCCGAGAAGGACACCAUGUUUGGGGUCGUCGAGAUCUGGACGUCGCGCGCCGCUCUCGACAAGGUCAAGACGACCCCCGCGCCCGAGUACCGCGAGUACCACACGACCGUGGCGCGCGAGGGCCUGUACGACGUCCAAAACGACAUGGAUAUCUCCGAGUGGACGCCGGUCGCUGGGUUCGUGGCGCGCAAGAAUGAGAAAGAGUCGCCCAAGGCCAGCAUCGUCAUGCUGGCCAAGUUCGUGUGCAAGGACAGUGAGGCCAGCAAGGCCGGGCUGAUUGACGUGCUCGGAAAAUUCUGCGACUGGGUCGAAGCCAACGAGUUCGGCACCUUGACAUACUGCGUCAUGACGAACAACAACGCCCCGGACCAAGUCCUCAUGGUCGAGCGGUACAAGGACCUCGCAUCGCUGGGCGUGCACGGCAAGACGGCCGAGUUUCGAGCCAUGGCGUGA